This is a messenger RNA of Synchiropus splendidus (mandarinfish), 2212 nucleotides long. RefSeq names its product E3 SUMO-protein ligase ZBED1-like. The coding region runs from base 12 to 1976 and encodes 654 amino acids. The record is from RefSeq and is a predicted model, not a curated record. Gene Ontology annotation, molecular function: protein dimerization activity; DNA binding. The transcript has 3 exons. Lineage: Eukaryota; Metazoa; Chordata; Actinopteri; Syngnathiformes; Callionymidae.
GGUCGUGAAAAAUGGCCGCGACCAGUGUACCCGCGUCGCGAGCAAAAACAUCCAAAGUGUGGGACCACUUCACCCUAAAUUCGUCAAAGACACGGAUCACUUGUUCGGUUUGCAAAAUGGACCUUGCUUAUCAUGGCAGCACGACUACGAUGCGGGAGCAUUUGAAGCGGAAGCAUUUCGGAUAUUUGGAGGAGUCUCUUUGUGCAAAGAAAAGCAAUAGCACAAACUAUGGCUUUCUGUUGGAGAGGCAACCGUGUACCCCACAGCAAGUCGCUGCCCACACUGACCAUGCUUUGGAUGGCUUUGUCCAAAUGGCUCCUCUGUGUUCCACUGAAACGGCGGAAAGAUGCACAGACAGCAUCUUGCACAUGAUAGUGAAAGACAUGCGGCCUCUGUCGAUGGUUGAAGAUGAAGGGUUCCAGGAAAUGAUCAAGGUGUUCAACCCAAAUUAUUCUCUCCCGUCAAAAGACAGUUUCAAGGAGAUGAUGGAGAGCGAGUACGAGGGAAGGAAAAUGGCGUUGAAGAGUAUUCUUCAGGGGGCGGCUGGUGUUGCCCUCACCACUGACGUGUGGACCAGUGUUCCUGCAGAGGCCUAUCUUGGGGUGAUGUGCCACUUUGUUGGAGAAGACUGGAGCAUGCAGUCGUACAGUCUGUCAACAACGCUGCUCGAGGACGGACAUACUGCUGAGAUCAUUGCAGAGUGGCUAGAGAGUGUUGUUGCCUCGUUUGACAUAUCACCUGACAAGAUCAACGCAGUUGUCCACGACAAUAGUGCGAACGUUGUCGCGGCAGUGAAGAUUUUGUCAGACAAGCAUGGAUGGACAUCAGUGGCAUGUGCAGGUCACACCCUGAACCUGGUGGUGGAGUGCGCGACGAGCGACAACCAAACAAUGACAACGUGCGUAGCUGCAGCAAGAGGUCUUGUGCAUCACUUCCGGGUGAGUGAGUUGGCCAGCAGCAAGCUGAGGGAUAAGCAGCAGAAAAUGGGCACGCCUCACCAAGCGCUUGUGUCCGAUGUAAGUUCUUGUUGGAACAGUACCUAUCUCAUGCUAGCCCGGCUGCUGGAGCAAAGAUGGCCCCUGACUGCCGCACUGUCUGACCUGGCAGUGGCACCAAAAGGUAGACCCGACCUGGAUCUCAAGCCUGAACAUUGGGCCGUUCUUGAGGAGUUUUGCCAGGCAGUUGAGCCGUUCGAUGGGGCUACAGUGAUUCUGAGAGGUCAUGAGUAUGUUACCCUGUCUGCUAUUCCACAUCUGGUGCAUAGCCUGGGCAAGUCCAUCCAGUCUCUAUCUUUUGACACCUCAGCAGUCCAGUUGUUCCAGACUCAGGUGAUGGAGCAAAUAAGUACAAGAUGGCAUGAACUCUCAGUUUUCCACGAUGACUUUCCAAAUAAAGCACUUCUUGCUGCUGCUCUGGACCCCCGGUUUAGAAAACUCAAAUUCUUGUCUCCUCAGGAAGCUUUCAAGGUCAAGAGCAUCGUUCAGUCCAUCGCAUUUGCUUUAAGUAAAGAGCUGAAGCAGAUCAAAUCCGACGAGACGGAGUCUGUCGUCACCACAGCAGUCCACACACCGAAACCAGGUGCCAAGUCAAGCUUCAUUGCUAAAGUGCUGGGACCUGACACCAGUGAUGAGGAAGAGGAGGAUGAGGAGCAAAAAAUGAACCAAACUGUGCAGAAUGAGGUUCUUGUGUACUUUGGGGAUCACCCCGCAGCAAAGCGAGAGGAUCCGCUGUCAUGGUGGAGAACGAAUGCCACUCGCUUCCCAACACUUUCCAAGCUUGCGCGGGUGUUCCUGUGUAUCCCAGCGACGUCGACACCAGCCGAGCUGCUAUUUUCUGCACCGGGGAACGUUGCCUCGAAGCUCCGAGCCGGUCUGAGCGCUGAGCAUGUUGACAUGCAGGUCUUUCUACACCACAAUCACAGGCUGAAGAAUCACAUAGGCGCGGAUUGUGUUCUGAAGGUGGAGUUAAACACUUAGUUACGCUAACAAGUUCAUGUUAAGUUGUGUUCCCAGAUCUGCCCAGCAUGUAAGUAUGUUGUGUGUUUUAUGUUCAAAUUUGCACUUUAGUUUCACUCUUGUUGUUCAUGUUUCCGUUCUGUUUUGUUCAUAAUAAUGUGUGACAUGAGGUGUCGUGUAACCAGACGACACACUCGUGUUAGGAGGUAUAUUGUGGCUUCAAUUGUCAAAGUCAUUUCCUUCAAAUGUGUUUCAUU